AACAAAUACAAGCUGGUCCGGAAAGUGGAAAGGAACUCGAAAUCACCAGCUCGACAGCAGCCUGAACAGGCACAAUUCUCGAUACCGGGACCUCGAGAAGAUCGCAUACGUCCUUCAUCCAUCCUUCGAAAAAGAAGCUCCAGCACUUUAGCGGCUAGCGCAGCAGCUGUGAAAAGGGCUACGAAACUAGUUCGAGCGAAACGUUCGACUAGUCGCGAGGAAUUGGAUGAUACAAAAAAGCAUACGGAUGUUGACAAGCCGAUGAGCACUGAGAGAGGAAACCUUUCUCAUGAUAAACAGAGGAUGAUGACUAUGACGUCACCUCCAAAAUUGAGAGCCGCUACUUAUGCUGCGGAGUCCUUGACAGCUACUCGCGACCAAGCGGUUAUAUUAAGAUCUCUUCUUGCGCUCGUGGGUAGACACUGUCCUGCAGAAUACGAUAAAUAUGUGUUAUUGGAAGAACGGGACAAAUUACUGUCCAGAUUGAGAGAAGUGAGUGUUUUCGGUUCGAAUGUUUGCCUUGAUAAGUGCUGCUGA
Messenger RNA from Strongylus vulgaris, 537 nucleotides. The record is from the annotation of a GenBank genome assembly. NCBI's taxonomy places the organism in Eukaryota, Metazoa, Nematoda, Chromadorea, Rhabditida, Strongylidae.